AUGGAUGAAUUGGGUAUCAAUUUAUCAAUGACCCGUGAAACAACAAAGCAAGAUGAGGGUAAUUCAAGAAGAAAUUCUACAGGGAAAAUAUUCUCGUUAAACAGUGAAGAAAGGAUUCCUCAUUAUCUCAGAGCUUCUACUGGUUCCUGUCAUGAUCAUUGUAAAUAUGGGAAGAAACAUGAAUUGGAAGUGAAGGCAAGAUGUCCCAUAAAGUCCGUACCAAGAAGACUUCCAACAAAAUCACCUAACAGCCAAAAUUCAGUAGAGAGUGCAGUUUUUCCAGAGAGGAAAAAUACAGCAGUGAUCAAGCUCAAACAUUCACCUGAUUCGAAAACCCUUUUACCUGAUACAUGUAACAUUACCAAGCAGCAACUGUCAAAUAAUUCAAUUGACAGCCAAAAUCCUGUUGGGAGUGAGCUUCUGGCUGAUAGGAAGAAGACAUCAUUGACCAAGCUCAAAUCGUCAUCGUGUUCACAACCCCAUGUCUAUGCUGCGCCUAAAACCAUGAAGCAGGAAGUUUCAUCAUCUCCUGAUAAGCUGGAAGUCUCUUCAAAGAAGGGUUCAAUAAAACUUAAGGACAAGAGUUUGUCUGCAAAACAUGUCACUUCUUCGAAGCCAAAAUCUUUUGUAGUGAAGGAAUUGUCCUCUCCUGAUACUUCAGGAGGUUCAAGUGCCCUAAGAAGCGGUGAUUUGAAGAUAGGCCAGAGGACAGGGACCUCUCUGAAGCCAAAAUCUUUAGCUCUGAAGCAAAUGUCUUCUCCUGAAUCUUCAGGAGGUUUAAAAGGCCAAAGAAACAGUGAUGUCAAGAUAAGCAAGAGGGCAAGAACGCCCAUAGUGGCUUUGAAGAAAGUAUUGGUGCCCCCAACAGCACCAAUGUCCCCCAGACCUUCUCUCAGGAGAGUUGCAAGCUUAAAAACACAGAAGAACAAGACUGUGAAAGUUGUGUCUCCUCUAAAGAAUCAUAACAAGAUCAGAAAAGCUAAACCCAAGCAACUCAACAAUGAUGAGGUACAGGAGAAGACCUUGUAUGUCAUCAAGAUUGAAACUGAGAACAAACCUUUGGAAUCUGGAGAAGAUCAUGAGUCUGAAUAUACAAUGAGUGAAACAGAAGACUACUCUUUCUCAGAAGACAGUGAAGUUGACUAUAGAGAGAAUGCAGAGACCCUAAAGGAGGGUGACAAAGGGAAACCGAGAAAGUCUGGAAUGGUUUGUUCUGAAGAGAAGGAUGGCCAACCAUUAAAGUUUAGGAGGGGAAAGGUGGUUGACGGGAAAUUUGAGAAUGAUAGUCCAAGGAGACUCAAAUUUAGGCGGGGAAGAGUGUUGGGAGACAACCAGAAUGUCAAAGCUGAUGCACAAAGGCGAAGCUUUAAGAAGAGAGGUGCUAAUGGUGAUACACUCGCUACCGAACCUGGUGCAGAGAAGGUUGUUUUGAGACAUCAAGAUGUUCAAGGAAAGAAAGAUGAGAAAGGUUUAUUUAAUAAUGUGAUCGAAGAAACAGCGAGUAAACUUGUUGAAACCCGGAAGAGUAAGGUUAAGGCCUUAGUUGGUGCUUUUGAAACAGUGAUCUCACUCCAAGAGCGCAAACCUUCAGCAAGCUCUGUUGCUUGA
Prunus armeniaca (apricot) is the source of this 1608-nucleotide messenger RNA. The record is from the annotation of a GenBank genome assembly. NCBI's taxonomy places the organism in Eukaryota, Viridiplantae, Streptophyta, Magnoliopsida, Rosales, Rosaceae.